Molecule: messenger RNA, 3965 nt
Organism: Spirometra erinaceieuropaei
Lineage: Eukaryota; Metazoa; Platyhelminthes; Cestoda; Diphyllobothriidea; Diphyllobothriidae
Source: the annotation of a GenBank genome assembly
AUGGCCACCACCUCCACCAGCGAUGAGAACGCUCCCGUUACCCCGCCGCCACCGCCACCAUCUAUCCCAAUCAUAACUACCACAACCUCCGCGGCGACAGCUACCACUCUUCCUACUCUCACCACCUCUGUGACCAUCCUAGACGUCCAGCCAGGUACCAGCGUUACUACCUCUGCGGCCACCACCAGCAAUGCGGACUCAGUUCCAACGUGUCCUAAUUGCGAUCGCACCUCACUCAUGGACCUGAUCGCUAAUUUGCGAAUCCGUGCCAUUGAGACCGAUGAACCAAUCCCAGGAGCCCCGUCAUGCAUCCUACUCACCCGCCAAAACUGCCCACACUGCCCAGGCACAUUCACUCACCGUAUGGGUCAAUUCGGCCCAAUUAGCAUCCCCGACAAUGGAGUUUACCGUAAUUUCGACAUGUCAGACCCACCUUGCACGUCCCACAACCCUCCAACUUCCAGUUCUGCCAACUCUCCCUCCGCCAUUGUCGCCGCCACUAGUAGCAUCGCCAUUGCAACCAAAUCAACCAUUCCCAACCUACCCUUCCCAGGCUGUCAUUGCAGUCGCACAUCACGCAUCGACCUGGUCAGUCACUUUCGAAUCCAUCGCGCUGAGACUGGCGAACUAGUGCCAGGGACACCAGUACACACUCGCCUCACUCUCCUUCACUGCCUGUGCUGGUCAAGAAUAUUCAGCUGCCGCAUGGGUCUGCCCGACCACAUGUUACUCCAUGUAAAUUUGCGGCAAACCACUCCAGACAAAACUCAACCAAUGUAUACUUUACACCGGAACCCGUCACACAUCGCCCACCACAGGUACCGAAUGGGCAUGUGGGAGGCGUGUAUUUUAGCUCCUUCCCCAUGUGGGCUGUAUGGUACUUUAAGGCAUAUGAGAUCCGAGCAGCUCAUCCCCUUUGUGUCAAGACCUGGUGUGUUGUCCGGGGGCCAGGUAGCGUGCGGCGAUGCUCAGACGAGCUAUAUCAGCUCUGUCAGCCACUUGCCACCCGUCUCAGCCCCAAUCGCCGCAGACAAUCGACUGGUGCACGGGACAAGGAAGAGAGAGUGGACUCGAUGCUGGGGACGCCAUCCCUACGGCAUUUCAACGCAUUCUUCUCGAUCAAUAAAUCUAACGCGCGUAAACCGUGGCUUGGGACGUUCGCAACUGACGAGAUAACUCGGUUCUACUCAUAGGACGGAAAGUCAGAUCGAGAUGACCCCUUCUUAAUGUGACCUCUUUAACACUCUCAUUGAGACGGGAUCCUAUCCGUCUUUCUUAUUUCGGUGAAAACCUGGUCUACCGUGAGCGGAACAGGCAUGUGUGGCACUCGUAGGUGGGCCGCUUAGCUCUGCUAGCCACUGCGCCUGAUCUCACUUCCGACCUUCUUGGCUGUCCUGACAACGGGGAUGAGGGCUGAGGGAGGUUAGAGUGUAGUGGAUGCAGCGAAAGCCUAUCAUCAGUAUGGACUGCCGUAUGCGACCGUAAAUCUCGUAAUAGUUUGUCGCUACUUUUCGAAAAUGCACGUACGAAAAUCUAUGUUUUUUUUAGUUAGAAUGCCAUGCUAACAAUAAAACAACAGUUUUUUGAAAGUGUUAAAAUACUUUGCCAUGAAAAAAUAGCGAGGUAGUUAUUUAGCUCAGUCUCAGUGUCCUCCCACCCCUGCACAUCGCUGUCAAGUUGGAAAUGACCAGGUCAACAGUUCACGGCAUUUUCGACCGUUAUAAGAAGUUCGGCCGCAUCGACAGGAAGCCUGGUGAUGGAAAAACAAGAAAGUUCGAACUCCUCGUCUUAUAUAGUCUGUCCCGGAUCGUACUCGUUAUAAUCCAGUCAGUAAUAUGAGGAAGAUGACCUUGGAGCUUGAGGUUUCGGAGCACACGGUCAGGAAUGUCGUGAAAAGGGACCUGAAGGCUAGGUCAAGGGUUAGGACCAAGAAGCAUCUCGUUACUGAGGCUGUGAAAGAAGAGAGACUCGAAAGAAGAGAAUCUUAAACCUCCUCAAGAAAGGAUCACAGACGGUGUUCUGCUCCAAUGAAAGACUCCUCACGGUCGAUUCGGUGUCCGACAGUCGGACAGAUCGCUACGUAAGCCUUCUGAAGCACAAAGAGGUACCUGAGAAUGCUAAAUACAAGUUUCAGAGCAAACAUCCCGCGUCUGUGAUGGUUUUUGGCCUGAUUGCCUCAGACGGCAAAGUCAUGCUCCCUGUGUUCAUCAAGGCGGGGGUCAGAGUGAACACAGACUUGUACCUGAAUGUUCAUCAGAAGCAUGUCAUGCCUUCGAUAGAUUCUAUCUAUACUCUAGACGGCAAUGUGGUCUUUCAGCAAGAUGUUGCGGCCGCCCCUCUUAGGUCAUGGAAGGCGCAGAAGCGGCUAGAAGACCACAUGCCUUAUUUCUGGCACAAGGAUAUGUGGCCACCUUCCCCUAACAAGCGUCAUGACAGCAUUGAGGCCCUGAAGGUAUCCAGUGCUAGAGAGUGGAACAAGAUGUCACCGGAGUACAUCAGGAACACGUGCGCCACGUUCAGAACAAGAAUAGAAGAAGUCAUUGCUAACAAUGGAUCUCCUAUUGAAUAGUUCCCUACUAAUAUGAAUUUUGAGUCUUUUAGGAAAAAAACAUUUUUUUUCCAGUUACUUAUUCUUGAUAUGGGUUAGGCUGAAGGUUAGAUCACUCAAAUUACGAAAUUAACGGUCGCGUAGGGUAAUUUGCGCUCAGGUCAUAUGCCUGCGCCAACCACGUUGUGAAGCACAUGGCAGAUAUUUUUGGUAACAACGGUCUAAUCGCCACCGUAUCAUGCGUGGUAAUUGCCAGCAGCAUGUCUGUAAGAAGGCGUCCUCUUACUGGCAAAUUCACUCAAUGUCCAUCCAACCGCAUCGAAGAGUUCCGAUCGGCUAUACAUCUGGAAGAUGAUUCAUAGCCCACGACACCCCGUACACCUCGAUCGAGGAAUUCACCAUUCAGCUGACAGUCAGCAACGUAAGGUUGGAGAUGGGAUCAGGCAGGACUGCUAAAGCCUACGGAUUUGAUUGCCGCGGGAAUUAUGCACCGAGAAGUUGUGAGAGCUGCUUCUAAUGCAAAAUGCUGGUAAUAGUCCAGUCACACUGAGAAUAAUCUGCACAAUUUUGGAAUUCGUAUAUAACGCGUCCCCGAUGACAAUUGUGUUAACAGAAAAAGACGUGAUACUCAACUGUACGUGUCAAAAGGAGAAGACGUCGCAGUAACUAUCGCAGUAAGGGUGUCGGCUGGAGAAAUGCACACCAGCUCAGUAAUUUUGAAAGUAAAAAUACUCCCCACCGUAAUUGACGAGGUCAAAUGAGGAAGGUCAUUGCUUUGAUAGGACCCCGGCGGGUCUUUAAUGAGAAUUAUCUAAUUAUUUCGCAGCGUCCCCAGUAAAUCAAAUUUUGAUAUUUAUUGGCUGGAUUUCCUUCGAUGAAAAAAAAUGCUAAACGUAUUCAGUAUCUUUCCGCUCAGCAAAGCUCAGGAGACAAAAGUAGCAAUAAUCUAAUCCAGGCCUCAGGAACACUUUACAGAUAUGGGUUCGAAUUCCAUUAAUUUGCGCAUUUCGAUGGACAAAGCAGGUAAAUCUACUACUUGACAACUCCUCUCAGAAGGAAAGAAAAGAUUUCCAACAACAGGAAUACCCAUAAUUCGACCUUCCCACGGCUAGAUGCUCCUCACCGCCAUAGGGGAUGUGUGCACUCUUGAGUUGCAAGCGAAUUUGCCUAUGGUAAAGCAAAUUGGGAUGCCUUUUCCUUUCUUCCCACACUCACCGCUUUCCGAUCGCAAGAGUGUUGUUCGUAGGCAUAGAUGUAUAGUGACUGGAAAAACUCAACAGUGUGUGCAGGCGUGCUGUAAACGACCUGAUCAUUAACUCCACAUGUACCGGUCCUGAUUCAAUGAGGUUUUCCGGUUUCAUACAUCUUAUCUUUUCAGUUGGCCACUCUCCAACGCACGAUUGUCAGCGUAUCGUGA